Passer montanus (Eurasian tree sparrow) is the source of this 2341-nucleotide messenger RNA. RefSeq names its product B-cell differentiation antigen CD72-like. Lineage: Eukaryota; Metazoa; Chordata; Aves; Passeriformes; Passeridae. The transcript is spliced from 6 exons. The coding region runs from base 11 to 946 and encodes 311 amino acids. The record is from RefSeq and is a predicted model, not a curated record. Gene Ontology annotation, molecular function: transmembrane signaling receptor activity. Gene Ontology annotation, cellular component: plasma membrane.
CGCCCGGGGCAUGGCCCAGAGCGUGGUCUACGCCGACCUGAAGUUCGCGGCGCGGCCCCCAUCCACCGCGCCCGACGACGAUGACAGCCCGUACGAGAACGUGCCGCUGGGGCCGGCGGCAGCCGCGCCCAGCCCAGGGCGCUGGACCCGGCGAUGGCGCAUCCCCACCGCGCUGCUGGUAGCCAGCCUGCUCCUGCUGCUGCUGCUGCUGGUGGCCGUGGUGGCCCUGGGGGCUUGCCACUGGCAGGUCUCCCGCAGCCUGCAGGACUCCUCCCGCGAGCACCUGGCCGAGCAGGGCCGCCUGUCACAGGAGCUGAGGGCGCGGGAGCAGAGCCUGGAGCAGGCACAGCUGGAGCUGGCCUGGGCCAGGGAGGAGCUGCAGCGAGCGUGGCGCCAGGGCAACAUCAGCCAGCUGGAGCUGAGAAGCAGGAAUGCUGAGCUGGGGCAUACCCAGCAGGAGCUGGCUGUGCUGCAGGAGGAGAUGCAGGUGGUGCAGGGGAGGCUCAACACCAGCGAGAGGACUGCGAGCAGCCUGCGUGCCUGCGUGAACACAGAAUGCUGCCCCUGGGGCUGGGUACUCUUCAAGAGCAAGUGUCUCUACAUCUCGGUGACAAACAAGACCUGGGAGCAGAGCCAGAAAGACUGUGAAGGGAGACAUGCCCGACUGCUGGUCCAAGACGAGUGGACACCACUGACAGUGCCGAAUUUUGUGCAGGCGUCUAAGGCACACUACUGGAUUGGAGGAAGACCUUUCUAUGCGGCAAGGAGAUCUAUGUGGAAGGACAGCAAACAUCCCUCGAAACGCCAUAUUCCAGACUGCUGGUCACUAAUUGACGGGGAAAUGUGGAAUAAGCGGUGUGACAGUCCCAACCCAUGGAUCUGUGAGAAAUCCCCAAAGCUGAGCAUAGCACCUGCGACUCAACCUCCUUUUCUGGACAAGGACUGAGUGCUGCCACCCCCACUCCAUCCCUGGACUCAGGAACAGGACCUGGGUGUGCACCCUGAGACCCUGUCCCUGGUGCACGUUUUGCCUCAAUUGCCUUGCAAAACCGCUGGGGAAUAGUGUCUCUAUUUUAAAGCAAGGAUUAUGGAAAAGAGACCUUAUUCCCCUCUCCCACACAUAUAUAUUAUACUGCUUUGUACUGUGCCACUGCAUGUCCCUGUGUGCCCUGGCCAAUGCAGCUCCAGUGCAGAGCCCAGCUCUUACCUUCUUUGCUACCCCAACGUUGCCAGGGGUGCAGGAUUUGCCAUUUGCAGAUAAUUUUGGACCUGAGGGAUGACACACUGAUGUCCUCAAGCUAUCCAUUUCAGGGAGACCUGUGGAUUUACAGCCUGUUCCUUCUCUCAGCAUUGACAGUUCUUGUCCUGCCCUUUCUUCUGCCUUCAUCACCUGCCCAGGACUCUGGGCUGCGUCCUGCCUGGAAAGGCUGCUGACAGUGGGGCCAUCAGCAUCAGGAAAUACUGGGAAACCCAGAGACCAUAUAGGAAGUGGGAGAGUGCUGAGGAGCUUUGAGAACACGGUGGAUGAAUGAGGAAACUCUGAAACCAUGGGAGGAAAACAAGGGCUAUGAAGAGCCCUAAGACCGUGGGAGGUGAAUGUGGGAAUCCUGAGAUCAUGGAAAGAAAGGGAGCACAGUGGAACUGCAAAUGAGGGUGGUCCUGAAAAGCUGGAGGUGCACUGAUAAGACAGUGAGACAGAGGAAGGAGAACUAGGGAGACUUGGGAACAUGGGAAAAAGGGGACACCCCUCCCACCAAGGGGGAAAGAUACCUAAGAAUGUGGUGGAACCUUAUCUGCCAAAGGAGGGUGAUGAGAGGCACCAGUCCAGGACCCAGUGUGACCCUCCCUGUCUCAGUGUUUCUGCAGAGAAGGGAAUGUGUUGGCAGCCAGUUUGCUAAGCUGGACCUGAGACAGCAUGGCUUCACCACAGCUCCUGUCCAACCAAGCCAGUGGCCUUCUAGAAUGGAGUGAUUGCACCUGUGAACAAGGGAAGGGCUACACAUGUCAUCUGUCUGGACUUCUGAAAAGCCUUCAACACAGCCCUCCUCUAAAUCUGAGCUAAAGGGAUUCAAUGGGUGAACUGUUCAGUGGGUAAGGUUGGACAUCUCCAUCCAGAAGAUUGUGGUCAAUGGCUCUGUGUCCUCACUGGACACUGGUGAUAAUGCUGGCCCUCCGGGAUUCACCUUGGGACCAGUGUUACUGUGUCAACAACGUGAACAGUGGGAUCAAAUGCACCCUCAGCAAGUUUGCAGGUGACACCAGGCUGUGGUGGUUUGACACAGCUGAAGGACAGGAUGCCAUCCAGAGGGACCCAGACAAGCUCAAAGAGUGGCCCAUGGGA